AUGCUGGCAGCGCUGCACCUCGCCACAGAUGUCCUGGAGGCCGCAAUUGCUUGGCUCGGCCGUCGGUCGGCUUCCCGCGAUGCCUCGAGCUGCCUCUUGGCUGAGCUCUUGGUUUUUGCCAAGGUCCAGCUGGGCACUGAGACAGGUGUCCGGACUGAGGUUGCGAAUGCUCGAGGUACUGUACUUAGAGUGGAGGAGGAUUUCAAGAUUUCUUCCUACGUUUGGGCUGGAGAUUGCUGCAUGAAGGAGAUUGAGGUGCAGAAUGCCACCCGCUAUUCGAAGCAGCUAAGGCAAACAGCCAGCUUCACGCAGCCGUGGAAAGGCGAGGAGCGCGCUGAGAGUGCGGAGCAUGCUGCAGAAGUCUGCAUCCAUCAUCAGCUGCUUGGCUCUUGCAGUUUUCGGGUGAAGCCCUUCUCGCCAGCAGCGUUCGCGCUCAAUCAGCACGUCAUGACGAUCCUGGGCUCCGAGGUUCUAUAUAAGUUCGGGCCAGACGCUUUGCCGCAGGGGCUGGACACACACCGUGAGCGCUACGACACUCCGGAUGGUGAUUUUUUCGACGUCGACUUCACAGCUGCGGCUGGUCCUGCCGUGGGUGCCAUCACGUCGGAGCGACCAGUGGUGAUUUUGCUACACGGACUGGAAAGCAACUCCCGCACACCAUUCUGCUGCCGCUUGGCGCGCGCCUUCCAAAGCGAGGGCUUCGACGUGGCUGUGCUUUGCUUCAGAUCUUGCUCUGGAGAGAUGAAUCGGACAGCCGGCUUCUACAACGUAGGCUUUACCGACGACCUAGUGCAGCUCUGCAGGGAGCUGCAUACCUCCCCGUCGCGGCAGAUCUUCCUGUCGGGCUUCUCUUUGGGAGGCAACGCCAUCUGCAAAUUGCUUGGCGAGCUUGGGGAGGACGUGGCUUCGUUGGGUAUCAAGGGCGCGGCCGUUUGCAGCGUUCCUUUCAUGCCAGAGGUGUGCUCUGCCGCCAUGGAUGAUGGCAUGGGACGCCUCUACGCAUGGAACUUCCUGAAGUCGCUGAAGCCAAAAGCGCAAGCGAAAGCUGAGAUCCUGAAAGCGAGAGGGGAGCCGGUGCCCUACGACUUGGAGAAGACGCUGCAGGCAGAGACCAUUGGUGACUUUGACGACGCGUGUGUGGCCCCCCUGUACGGCUUCAAAGACAAGCUGGACUAUUACCGGACUCAGGGAUCCAUGCGCUUUUU
Molecule: messenger RNA, 1205 nt
Organism: Symbiodinium necroappetens
Lineage: Eukaryota; Dinophyceae; Suessiales; Symbiodiniaceae
Source: the annotation of a GenBank genome assembly